AAAAAAUGUCUGCUACAACAUGCUGUAGAGUGUAGUGUAUGUAAUGACUAAUGAGUACAUCGUAAUCUCAUACUGAUUUCACACGGCACAUGGUUUAUUAAUUUUACCAUUAUUAUUAUUAUUAUGAAAGUACUCUAUUUUUACGAUUUAAGCAGGAAAACGGAAUUGUUUAACAGUUCCUGAACAUUCAGAAUUCAAAUUAAUUAACAACGUGGACGUGAUUCAGUAUCACAUGAAAAUGACAAAAUUGAAGUUAAAUCGAGAUGACACAACAGGGAAAAUAGAUAACGUAAAUUACUGCGAAAGUGAAAAUCCUACAAAAAAACGACGUUUAAAUAAUUCUAAUUCCAACCAACUUGCAGAAGUAGUUGAAAUUGAGAAACCAAACGUUCAGUCUUCCUCUCCUGAACAAAAAACAGAUAGAAAAAGUAUUACUGAAGAAGACUACAUUAAACUUAAAAAAUACUUAAAGGAAAAAAAAAAGCUGUUAAAAUCGUUUCCUAGAGUAGUACUCAAUAAACGUGGACAACAGUCUCAAUUAAAUGAAGAUGGAAAAAGUGAAAGUCCGUUAAAAAUCACUGAACUAAAUGAAUUACUUCUAUAUUCUAUUUAUGGACCCGGGAAGUAUGUACCUAGAUGGUCGAGUUUGGAAAUGCAAUGUAACAUUGUACAAACAUGUAUUUUAGUAAUUGAUGGAUGUGACAUAAAAACAUCAGAUGAUUAUUUGAAUUUCAAAAAUUCUUUUUCUAUAUUUUCAAAGUAUAAUUUUGUACCACCCCUUGAAAUUGAACUACCCCCUAGUUGGUGUAGAAAAAAUGAAAAAGAAUUGGAUUCAAAAUAUGAGACAGAUUCUUGUAAUACAACCAAAUCCAAAGAAUUGUGUACAAAAAUGACACUACUCAUGUCACUUAAUCAAUUAAUAAUACAUAAUUAUCCUUUACCAAUCAAUAAACGAGAAUGUUCUAUGGAAGGCUUCCGUUUUACUCAGAAUAAAUAUUUACCAGUUUCUAACCAAAGUCCCAUGUUUGCUGUAGAUUGUGAAAUGUGUUAUACAUCUAUUGGAAAAAAUGAACUCACCCGAGUGUCAAUUGUUGACGAGAAAUUAAAUGUUAUAUACGAAUCUUUGGUUAAACCUUCAAACAAAAUCACUAACUAUUUAACUCAGUAUUCUGGAAUUACACCUGCAAAGCUGAAUGGUGUUACAACUACAUUAAAAGAUGUUCAAGAAGAUGUAAUUAAAUUAUUACCAGCAGAUGCAAUCUUAAUUGGACAAUCAUUAAAUUGUGAUUUAGAUGCUUUAAAGUUAUUUCAUCCAUAUAUUAUAGACACUAGUGUUAUUUAUAAUCUAAAUGGUAACAAAGGAUCUAAAAGUAAAUUAAAGCAUUUAGCAAAGUCAUUUUUGAAUCUGAAUAUCCAAUGUGGCAAUCAAGGACAUUGUUCAGUCGAAGACAGCCAAGCAGCAAUGUUAUUAGUACAACAAAAAUUGGAAAAACCAUUGUCAUACGGUGAUGCUUAUUUAAUUGGUCAAAAAAGAUUAGCUGAAUUUAUUAACUCUCCUGUCCAUUUAAAAAAUAUUGAUUCUUUCAAAAAAUUUUUGGUUUUACUAAAAUGUAUUACUGAAAGUCCAGCUCAAGGUCAAGUGCAUGUUAAAAAACAAUUCAUGGAAGCAUAUGAUGGCAUAUGGUCAACCAAACAAUUUGUUGUCAACGAACAUUCUACAAAUAAGGCUGUACUUGACGGGGUUUGCAAUUCAAUGAACGACACUACUAAUCGGUUUUGUAUGGCGCACAUGCAGCUUAAAAACAAGAAGAAUUUAGACUUAGUUAACAGAUGGUGUGAAAAAUAUUGGGCAUCUAUGUCUACCUUUGGUCUUUGUGUUGUGCUGUUUACAGGAUGUGGUGUUAACGCGGAAAAUUCAGUAUGUCUCUUAAAUGUUAAACAGCCACCUUUACCGAUUUUAAAUAAAGACUGGUAGCUACCUACCAAUGUAUAUCAUUUA
Adelges cooleyi (spruce gall adelgid) is the source of this 1999-nucleotide messenger RNA. RefSeq lists its product as uncharacterized. Gene Ontology annotation, cellular component: nucleus. Bases 233 to 1975 code for a protein of 580 amino acids. The transcript is spliced from 9 exons. The record is from RefSeq and is a predicted model, not a curated record. Lineage: Eukaryota; Metazoa; Arthropoda; Insecta; Hemiptera; Adelgidae. Gene Ontology annotation, molecular function: exonuclease activity; nucleic acid binding.